Messenger RNA from Protomyces lactucae-debilis, 642 nucleotides. Its product is annotated as mating-type switching protein swi10. Gene Ontology annotation, cellular component: nucleotide-excision repair factor 1 complex; ERCC4-ERCC1 complex; nucleus. Lineage: Eukaryota; Fungi; Ascomycota; Taphrinomycetes; Taphrinales; Protomycetaceae. Gene Ontology annotation, molecular function: single-stranded DNA binding; damaged DNA binding. The record is from RefSeq and is a predicted model, not a curated record. The annotation marks the transcript as partial. Gene Ontology annotation, biological process: mitotic recombination; UV-damage excision repair; meiotic mismatch repair. The transcript has a single exon.
AUUCUACGGCCAGGUACGAAUGCCAUCAUUGUGAAUGCUCUUCAAGCGGGGAAUCCUGUAUGCAAGCACAUCAAAGCCGUUCCUUGGGAGUAUGGCGAAAUUCUACCAGACUUUGUGCUUGGUAAGAUGUGCUGUGCUCUCUUUCUAUCGCUCAAGUAUCAUGCAUUGCAUCCAGACUACAUCUACAGACGCGUCUCUGAGCUCGGCACACAGUAUGGUCUGCGUCUUCUCAUGGUCGUGUGUGAUGUCUCGAAUCCAAAGCAGGCCCUGCAAGAGCUCACCAAGAUGGGCGUCGUCAAGAACUAUACGCUGAUUGUGGCCGCCAACUCUACCGAAGCAGGUCGGUAUUUAGAGCUGUACAAGUCACUCGAGAAUGCAACUCCCACAGGUAUUCAGGGCCACACAUCUACAGCUUAUCAAGAUCAAGUAGUGGACUUUCUCACUGCAGUCCGUGCCGUCAACAAGAGCGACGCACAUACGCUCGUGAGUACAUUUGGCUCCAUCAAAAACGCACUGAACGCCAGCACCGAGGAGAUGCAGACGAUUGUAGGCUGGGGUCCGCGCAAGGUGCAAAAUCUGCAAUCUGUACUACAGAUGCCCUUCAGGACAGAUUCAGGAACGAAUCGGCAACGGCAGGCUGAG